AAAAAAUCCAAUAAGCUUUUGGCAAAUGUAUUUGCGUUGUCACGUCGCUUGAAAGCUAACCAAUCAGGCUUGGAUAUUGUGAAGGAGCGUUUCCAAUUGUAGUAGCGUUAGUAACAGAGACAAAGCGAAAGCUGUUUAGUGGGUGGACCGAAAAGCUUAGCAGCUACUGAGCCUCAUCUGUUGCUAUGUGGUGAUCUCAGCGUCUGUUCUGACACAAGUCUAGUUAUUAAUGCCAAGUUUUUAAUGUGAGGUAUGUCUCCAGAGGGUAAUCCCCAAAGUCCCCCCCUUGGUUUCAGCACCACCAAGGAGGAUCUCCCUCUAAGUCGUGGUGACCUAGACAACAGUCAUGAACCAGGAGGAGAGAACAGGGCACAUAGUAGUCUCCAGACAAGAGCUGAGUCUGGCCAUGAGAAUUUCAACAAUGGAAGGAGCCAUUCUCUUAAAGUCCUAAUUGAUGCAGAAGUUGCUGCCAGUGCUGCAGCAAUACAGCUUGUGGCUUUCAAAGAUGCAAUGGAAGACGAAUUUGCCGGUUCUGGGAGGUCUACUAAAGACAAAAGACAAACUACACGGCAGAAAGGACUUUUGCUGGAGAAAUUGGAGGAAUUUAAGCGUCUGAAUAAAUCAGUACGACAGAAGCUGAAACAACUGCAAGAUGAAGAGAUCUAUCGAAUUGAUGCUGACAGAAAGAUGGACACUUUACUGAAAAGGAUCAGAAAGGCUGAAAGUGAAAAUGAGCACUUAAAAAGAGAUCUCAAUGAGACAGAGCUGAGGAUUGGGAAACUGAUUGAUAUGCGGAGAGAAGAGCAGGAGAACAUUAAAAGCAUGGUUCACACCAGCAAGUCUGCUGAAGCAACUCGUGCUCGUCUGCAGGGGCAGCUGCGCAACAAGGAAGCAGAGAACAAUCGUCUGACUGUGCAGUUACGGACCCUGGAGAGAACAUUAACGGAGCAGAAGUUGGAGAUCAAUCAGCUGAAGGCAUCCUUUGCCUCCCUGACCAAAAAGGCAGCGCAGGACAAAGAAUCUCUGAAGAAAGCAACUCGAGCACAAAAACUGAGAACAGAGAGAUUUGAAGCUGCUAUAGAAAAAUGCUAUGCACAGCUAAAGGAAAAGGAUGCUGAACUGGCUAAAGCCCAUUCAGAGAGAGACUCCAGGAGACGACAGAAGGAACAGAUGACGGAUGACAGAGAAAAACUUGUUGCUUAUAUAGACCUUCUGAAAAGUCAAUUUGCAGAUUUGACACUGAGGUUUCAGAAAGAGAAAGACGAGCUAAAUGCAGCUAAUGAAACAAUGACACAAAGGCUCGAAAAACUCAUUGCUGAAAAUGGAGACCUCACCAUCAGUAACGCAGCACUCAAGGCGUCUGCGGCUCGGUUGGAGGAGCAGCUCGCUGAUUGUGAGUCCGCGCUCGUGGAAGAAAAGACCGUCUCUCUAGAAAGGAAGCAUGAAACGAAACAAUACCAGUAUCAGGUUGCAGAACUUAAAGCUGAGAUUGAGAGCCUUCGAAUAAAAUAUGCAAAUCUAUUGUUGGAAACAGAAAGGACACGAGAGGGAAAGGAAAUGGAGGUUGAGAAGGUGAGGCAGGAGCUGCAGGGGAACGUAGAGGAGCUGAGGGUUUACCCCCAGUUACUGAGUGAAGCCCAGCAGAGUCUCCUCGAAUGCCAGGAGAACCUGCAAAGCUUGGAGAGGAAGUGCUCAGAAAAGUCAGAGUCUGUUAAGCAGCUGCAGUUUAAGGCGGAGAGUCAAGCUAAACAGCUGCAAUCAUCUGUGGAGACGAAAGAGUCCGUAUAUGAGGCCAAUUUGAAGGUACAAGAAAAAGUACAUUCUCUCCAAAGAAAAAUGGAACAGCUACAGCAGGAGAACUUGGAGCUCGUACAAAAGCUCACAGCUCAGGAGGAGGCUCUUAGCUACGGCAACCGGCAGCUGGAUCAGCGCUCAUCGGAGUGUCAGACUCUGAACCGGCAGCUGGAAGCAGCUUUGUCAGAUGUCAGAGAACAGGUGAACAAAGUAAAAAGCCAUGCUUCCUCCAGAGAAGAGGCUCUGCAGACAAAAAUCCUGGAACUCCAUGCUGAGAAGAGCAGAAGGGAUAAUGAACUGAGGCUUCUACGCCAAAGCAAGCAAACUGCUGAGAAACAGUUUGAGGUGCGUCUGAAGGACCUGCAGCUCAGCCUGGACCAAUCAGAGAGCCACAAACGGAGCAUUCAGAACUACGUUGAUUUCCUCAAAAAUUCUUAUAAGACAAUGUUUGAUGAAGGGCUACAAACAUCAGCUUUUGGACCAUCGUAUUUUCUAAAGUGAUGGUUUGCAUUUCUAAUGUGUGUGUGUGUGUGUGCAUGCAUGCACUGUAAUGUUCAUUUCAAAUGAGAGUGGAGAAAAAUGUUUUAUUGUUUUGCUGCAAACUAAAAGCAGUCUUCAUUUUA
Girardinichthys multiradiatus is the source of this 2417-nucleotide messenger RNA. RefSeq names its product outer dense fiber protein 2-like. The transcript is spliced from 18 exons. Gene Ontology annotation, biological process: negative regulation of cilium assembly. Lineage: Eukaryota; Metazoa; Chordata; Actinopteri; Cyprinodontiformes; Goodeidae. The coding region runs from base 253 to 2295 and encodes 680 amino acids. The record is from RefSeq and is a predicted model, not a curated record. Gene Ontology annotation, cellular component: centrosome; ciliary basal body.